Exophiala bonariae is the source of this 1515-nucleotide messenger RNA. RefSeq lists its product as uncharacterized. The transcript is spliced from 2 exons. The coding region runs from base 1 to 1515 and encodes 504 amino acids. NCBI's taxonomy places the organism in Eukaryota, Fungi, Ascomycota, Eurotiomycetes, Chaetothyriales, Herpotrichiellaceae. The record is from RefSeq and is a predicted model, not a curated record.
AUGAGCGGCCUUCGAGGUGUUAUGAAGGAUGGCUGGCACCCGAAAGGUCGAGAUGGGGGAAAAGAGUCCUGGAGGGGUGACUUCAAGGGUAUUAAUCAAGUGCUCCCAUGCAUCGGUACUGAUUAUUUCCAUGCUGUCACAAAGGCCGGUUGGAUGGGCAAAAGUAGAGAUCCUAAGGCAGGUGACGCUUCGCAAAGUCAUGUAUCUCGACCACUGGCUACCCUCAAAGACCCCGCUUCGUUUGGCCCUCCUCCGAAAAACGUCAACUAUCACGGCGGUGCGGCCUUACCGAACGAGAUAACACCACACCGGGGAGGAAUUGGGGCUCCCUUAACACGAGAGCAAGUCGAAUCUGCCCGCCGUGCUGCCCAAGGCGAGGUGGAAGAGGAGCCAGAGGAGGCAAGACCCAGUGGCCCUCCUUUGCCCUACCGUGCAGACACUACUGGUCUUAGGACUGAUCACUUGCCUCCGCCCCCGACCGCAAAUCGAAACUUCAAUGGAAGCCCAGCUCCUGUAAACGGGACGCAGCAAAUACCAAAACCAAAACCUGGCCUGCCACCUAGGUUACCUUCCCGCCAAAACACCGCCAGUAGUGCCACUGCACCGACGGCCUCUCCACCUCCUCCUGCCUAUGAAACUGUUCCGCCAAAACAAGCCAGCCCCCAACCAAGUACGCAUUUCGGGAUCAAUCAAGCUGCUGUCAAUCGACUCGGGCAGGCGGGCGUCUCAGUCCCUGGGCUGGGUAUUGGAUCGCAAUCUUCAGCCACCAACCCAUGGCAAGACGAAAAAAGCCAGUCCUCUACUGCACAAAGCGCAUCACCCAACCCAACUCACUCGUCGACCGCUCCAGCUACCAAUCAACUCUCCGAACUUCAGUCCCGCUUUUCCCGUAUGAGUUCAACAGGGAGCAACCCCAAUACCCAGCUAGACAUCCAAACGCCUCCAUCUACAACUGCCCAACCUCAAUCUCAACCACAACCACAACCCACAACUUGGGCUGAGAAGCAAGCAGCGCUCCGUACCGCCUCCAAUUUUCACAAGGAUCCAUCAACUGUAAGCAUGGCUGAUGCCCGAUCUGCCGCCACCACUGCCAACUCUUUCCGUGAGCAACAUAAAGAACAAAUUUCGGCGGCCGGUCUACGCGCCAAUCAGUUCAACAAGAAGUACAACGUGACAGGGAAGCUCAACAGCUUUCUUGAAAAGCACAGCUCUCCUUCAUCUGAAACACCACCCCAGCUACCCCAACAGCAACAACAGCAGGUGGUCAAUCCAGGCACAGUACAUGAUCCCUACAACUCUGGAGCGGUCGCGUCACCAAGUCUCCAGCAGCAUCAACCAGUGCAACAACAGAGUCCCGAGCUCACAGCAUCAAUAGCGAGAAAGCCACCUCCCCCACCACCGCCAAAGAAGCCCGCCAAUAUGCAUGGAAAUCUCAAUGGUGUUAAUGGAAGCGCGAAUGCAGGUCCAGCAUCUCCCCCUCCUGUCCCACUGGGGACGAAACCAGGUUAUGCUUAG